AUGAAAAAUGCUACUGAGCGUUCUGGUUUAAAUAAUUCAGAGAUGUUAAAAAAUGAAGGUUAUCAUGGGGACACUUCAAAGACAUUUCUGUGUGGAAAAGUUAAUGAACCAACUAAGCGGCUCGUGAAGGUGACAGAAGAAUGCUUGGAAAGGGCUAUUGCUGUUUGCAAAGAUGGUGCUAACUUUAAAAAGAUUGGAAAGAGAAUAAGCGAGAUUGCUGAAAGGUAUGGCUAUGGUGUGGUGGAGCGAUUUGUUGGCCAUGGCGUUGGGACUGUCUUUCAUUCUGAACCAAUUAUCAUGCACAAUCGUAAUGACAAAUCUGGUUCUAUGGUUGAAGGCCAAACUUUUACUAUUGAGCCAAUUCUGACCAUGGGAAGCAUUGAUUGUGUGACAUGGGAUGAUGGCUGGACGACUCUCACAGCUGAUGGCCAACCCAGUGCUCAAUUCGAACAUACCAUUCUGAUUACAAGAACAGGAGCUGAAGUUUUAACCAAAUGCUGACUUGUUAAUAACUAUGUAUAAGCUUGUUCAAUUCAAGUCAUGAAAUAUUUUGAUCUUCUGAUUUCAUAAAACAAGAAUAUUGAUUGAUAUAAUUUGGAUGGGAUAAAUUUAAAGAGCUUAGAUCACUCAA
Messenger RNA from Dendrobium catenatum, 631 nucleotides. RefSeq names its product methionine aminopeptidase 1B, chloroplastic. The record is from RefSeq and is a predicted model, not a curated record. Bases 1 to 501 code for a protein of 166 amino acids. The transcript is spliced from 6 exons. Lineage: Eukaryota; Viridiplantae; Streptophyta; Magnoliopsida; Asparagales; Orchidaceae.